UACUUUCAGGUUUACAUGUAAAUGUAAUUAUGGCACCCAAGAAAAUUAGUGAUGUUCCCUAUUCAUGCAUCAGUGGUUUGUGUCAGAUUCUAGAUUCCUGCAAAGAUCCCCGGCAGAAUUGGCGUGGCCUUGCUGAACGGUUGGAAUUAUAUAAUGCUAAAGACAUAGCAGGUUUUGAAAGAAAAUUAAUGCAGCUGGAUGGCAGUCCAACUAGAAGUUUGCUCACUGAUCUUUCUAUGACCGGAAGAAACAUUGAUGAACUUUUCACUCUAUUUUACAAAAUGCAAAAUGAGGAGGCGUUUCAGUUUCUUAAGACAUCAGGGCAGGUAUCAAAAUCUCUUGCCAAUAACUUAAAAAUGAAACCGAAACCAAAAGUGGUGAAUAGUGCACCUCAAAAUCAUCCCAGAUCUCAUUAUCCAGAUGCUCGUUCAAUUAUGAAGUACAUUGAUCAGGAAAAUAAUGAAUUUGACCCAACUGUUGCCAAAGGAAAUUCAAGUGAUUUGAGUCUUUCCAUUGUUGCCCAACAGAAAGAGUCAAUGACAGAUGACAUACUACCUGCCCUGCGGAACAAAGGCCUGAUCGAAUUCAGUUACAAUGAAGUUUGUCAGGCUACUGGCAAUUUCAGUGACUGUACACUUACCGGUGGGUGUAAAUUAGGUAUGGGGUCUUUUGGGACUGUCUUCAAGGGUGAUUUGAAGAAUACAACCUUUGCUAUCAAAAAGUUGAAUCUGAACAAUGACAUGCAUGCUCGCUCAGUUGGACUAAGUCAGUUUGCUGUCGAAGUUUUAACUUUGUCUAAAUAUAGGCAUCCAAACCUGUUAGAAUUAGUCGGAUAUUCACUUGAUCCUAGGGCACCCUGUCUAGUGUAUUAUUAUAUGGAAAAAGGUUCUCUCGCAAGCGUCCUUGCUUCUCCAGAGGCAAGUCAAAUUCCUUGGGAUACAAGAUUGCGCCUAUCUGAUGACAUUUCUAAAGGGUUGGUGUUUUUACACACAGCAUCUGACAAGCCAUUGAUACACAGAGACUUAAAAUCGGCCAAUGUUCUGCUAACAAAUGAUUAUCAGGCUAAGAUUGGUGACUUUGGUCUAGCCAGAUUGGGAUCCGAUCAUUCUAACAGUAUUGUCCAAACAAAUCGGUUACAGGGAACUAUGGGUUACAUAUCACCUGAAGCUGCUAGAGGGAAUAUAUCCACAAAAACAGAUGUUUUCAGUUAUGGAGUACUGAUGUUAGAGUUAAUUACUAAUCUUAGUGCGUUUGAUCCUAAUAGAGGAUAUCAAAAUCAAUCUCUAGUAGGUUUGAUUGAAAAGAAGUUGAGUGGUAAUGGUGACUCAUUGAAUAUUAUAUCAGCUGAGGGUGUAAAAUGGCCCGAAAUUGUUGCCAAGGAAUUCCUGAACAUUUCUCAAUCAUGUUUUGAAGAUCACAACAUCAGACCAACUGCUCCAGUCAUACUACAAAAAGUGUCGGAUAUUAUUCAACUCUGUUCUUCGAAAAACGAUUUUGAAGCUUGGAUUCAGCCAGGGAGUUUAACACUUAACCCUGACAAGCAGGUAUUUGAAAACAGGAAAACAAUUCUAGUUCUCACUGGAAAUAGACAACAGAGUAACCUGAUUCAAAGCAGAAUUGGAAAGUUGCUAGAGGGAGAAUCGAACACAAGUUCUCUGCGCUCACUUCAGGAUAUGGAAUUUCACUUCGUCACACUGCCAGAUGCUAUUAUUAUAGUCUGCAAUCCUAUAUCUGAUUUCAACAAAUGUCUGCAAGACUCUAUCAAUCGUUUUAAUCCUCAUUUGGUAAUUUCUUCUGGGCUUUGCCAUGGUGUAAGAGGAAAGGUAAACCUGUGCGAUCUGGUGAUAUCAGAAAGCACUUCUCUUGGAAACGUCACAUAUUCCGUAACAAACGAAGUGACGUCCCUCCUACAGACGAUACAGAAGAGCGAUGCAACUGGUGAUGCACUGUGGAAGUUACCUGGACUCCUGCCAAAACCCCCUGCUCGAACUGCCUCCCAAACUUUACUGUGGAUCAGCAAGCUUAUCAUGGAGGUCAAAUCAGAAAAACCAACAGAGUCUCACUGGUUGAAGCAAAUAAACUACAAUCACGGACUGGGACACGAUUACUCUGGGUUCAUCGAGAAUAUGAAGAUCUACUCGGCAAAGUACCCGUGUCUACAUUCAGCUAAUAUGACACUAGUCUAUGAUCCUAUAACAGAUACUCUUGAUCCAGACAUCAACCUCAAGGCGUCAGUGUCAGCCAUGUCUCCUGAUAGUAUACAUCUUCGCAAGAGAAAACUGAGCCCCAAGUUACAUAUCGGGUCUCUGAGUCCUUCUGAUAUUCCUUAUACACCUGGAGACGCCUUCACUCGCUUCAAACUCUGUCCUGAGAGUUUGCUGGGAUGUGAUGUUGAGACACUGCAUCUCUACAGUAUGUGUGUCAAAACCGAGACACCCUCUGUCUCAAUCAAGAGCGUGUGUGGGUUCUCAGAUCCGUACGAAGACACGAGGUUUAAUGAAAUAGCUACUAAUAUGAGCGCCCUAGGAGUGGUUCAGUUUAUCGCUACAUACCUCAGUCCGGAGUCUAGAUCCUGUGUCAGUUGAACUUUCUGUUAAAGUCAGUGUGUUCAUUCUUAUGAUCACAGAGUUGAACGUUAGGACGAUUGUUUAUUAUGAUCGUUGCUGGAUAUUGCUUAUUUUUCUUGUAAUCAAACCGUUGAACAACUAAAAAGAUUGAUAUAUUAGCUGAUUGUUUUAACCAAAAAGGAUCGUUGAUAUUUCUGCUAUUGUUACACAUCUAACCUAACCUAACCUACGUCUUUAUUGUCUUUAGUUGGCUAGAACUUCUAUAAAUAUUAAUUGCUCAUCAAAUUAUUUAUUUUUGACAUGGUUUUACAUGUCUUGCGAAUUUCUCUUUUAUAUUACCUUUUUCUUUGAUAUAAGGUAUACAUUAUCAUUAUCAUUUCCGGUGGUUUAAUAUAUUUUUUCACCACCCUUUUUCAUAGAAUUUUAAAGGGAAUUGAAUUCACUGAAUAUUUUUUCUUCUUUAUGUUUUUCGUCACCCAAAACGAAAGCUUUUGACAUCAUUUAGUAUCUUAACUUUUACCUCAUCAAUUGUUUAUAAUGAUAUAUCAUAUUUAUUUUGAAGUCGAAAAUGUAUAUUUGUAUCGAAGAAAUGAGAAUUUGUUGUAAAUUAUAAAAUUCACCAAGCUGUGCUUGAAAAUUGCGUCGUUUUACUAAGUCAGCUGUAGGAAAUCUUUGAAACAUAUCAUGAUUUCCAAGCUAUUAUAUAUACCGAACUAUUGAUGUAAUUUUCGUUUUCUGCUUAAG
Molecule: messenger RNA, 3311 nt
Organism: Bolinopsis microptera
Lineage: Eukaryota; Metazoa; Ctenophora; Tentaculata; Lobata; Bolinopsidae
Product: interleukin-1 receptor-associated kinase 4-like
Exons: 5
Coding region: 30-2585 (851 amino acids)
Biological process (GO): nucleoside metabolic process; protein phosphorylation
Molecular function (GO): ATP binding; protein kinase activity
Source: RefSeq, a predicted model, not a curated record